This is a messenger RNA of Mercurialis annua (annual mercury), 2375 nucleotides long. RefSeq lists its product as uncharacterized. The transcript has 4 exons. Lineage: Eukaryota; Viridiplantae; Streptophyta; Magnoliopsida; Malpighiales; Euphorbiaceae. Bases 130 to 2175 code for a protein of 681 amino acids. The record is from RefSeq and is a predicted model, not a curated record. Gene Ontology annotation, molecular function: DNA binding; protein dimerization activity.
CUUCAAAUUAUCGCGAUAAAUAAACAAAUCAAAGAAAAGAAACUCCCAAAACAGCGAUCUCCGAUUAUCUCUCCGUCGAGAAGUUCUCUCUGCUAAAGUGCAAGGCCACAAAACUUGAUCAACAUCAUCAUGGUUCGAGAAAAAGAUGUUUGUUGGGAAUAUGCUGAGAAAUUGGAUGGAAACAAGGUGAAAUGCAGAUUUUGCCAGAGAAUCUUGAAUGGUGGAAUCAGUAGAUUGAAGCAUCAUCUAUCCCGACUUCCAAGUAAAGGCGUAAAUCCAUGUAGCAAGGUGAGGGAUGAUGUUACCGACAGAGUAAGGGCGAUAAUAACGUCAAAGGACGACACUAAAGAACCUUCUGGUACUAAAAAGCAAAGGCCUGCAGAAGCCAAAUCUCCUGGACUUUUAUCUGUAACUAAACCUCUCGUGACUAUGGACGCGGUAUCUGCAUCUUCAGCUGCUAAAAUUUAUCCUACUGCUGCAUCGGUUGCCCCUUUCUCUUUAACUAGUCAAGAAAAUGCUGAAAGAAGUAUCGCGUUGUUCUUCUUUGAGAAUAAGCUGGACUUUAGUGUUGCUCGUUCUCCGUCCUAUCAGGUUAUGAUCGAUGCAAUAGAAAAAUGCGGUCCAGGAUUUACAGGUCCUUCAGCAGAAUUCUUAAAGACUAUAUGGUUGGAAAGGAUUAAGUCUGAAGUGAGCUUGCAAUUGAAAGAUAUCGAGAAAGAGUGGGCUACCACAGGCUGUACUAUCAUUGCUGACACAUGGACUGACAACAAAUCUCGAGCUUUGAUUAACUUUUUUGUUUCCUCGCCCUCGAGAACCUUCUUUCACAAGUCUGUAGAUGCAUCAUCGUACUUUAAGAAUACCAAGUGUCUUGCGGAUUUAUUUGAUUCUGUUAUCCAGGACUUUGGAGCUGAAAAUGUUGUGCAGAUAAUUAUGGACAGUAGUUUCAACUAUACUGGCAUUGGCAGCCAUAUUUUGCAGAAUUAUGGAACCAUUUUCGUAUCUCCGUGUGCUUCUCAAUGUAUAAACUUAAUCUUGGAGGAGUUCGCUAAGGUAGAUUGUGUGAACAGAUGUAUCUUACAAGCGCAAACACUGUCGAAGUUUAUAUACAACAAUUCCUCCAUGCUUGAUCUGAUGAAGAAAUUUACUGGAGGGCAGGAACUAAUCAAAACUGGUAUUACAAAAUCUGUGUCCAAUUUUCUAUCACUGCAGUCAAUGUUAAAGCAAAGAUCAAGAAUGAAGCUAAUGUUCAACAGCAAUGAGUAUUCUGCAAACACAUCAUAUUCAAAUAAAGCACAAAGCCUAGCUUGUAUAUCGAUUGUUGAGGAUGGUGAUUUCUGGAGGGCCGUCGAAGAAAGUGUAGCCAUCUCCGAGCCUUUUUUCAAGGUAUUGAGAGAAGUAUCCGGUGGUAAACCUGCUGUGGGGUCUAUCUAUGAAUUAAUGACAAGAGCGAAAGAAUCAAUAAGGACUUACUACAUAAUGGACGAGAGUAAAUGCAAGACGUUUCUAGAUAUAGUGGACCGGAAGUGGCGAGAUCAACUCCAUUCACCUCUUCAUUCAGCAGCUGCUUUUUUGAACCCGAAUGUUCAGUAUAAUCCUGAAAUAAAAUUUCUUGUAAAUAUCAAAGAGGAUUUCUUCAAGGUUAUCGAGAAACUACUUCCUACUCCUGAUAUGAGACGUGACAUCACCAAUCAAAUAUUUACUUUCACAAGGGCAAGUGGAAUGUUUGGUUGCAAUUUAGCAAUGGAGGCACGAGAUACAGUUGCACCUGGGCUUUGGUGGGAACAAUUUGGUGACUCUGCACCAGUGUUGCAACGAGUUGCCAUCAGAAUCCUGAGUCAGGUUUGUAGCACUUUUACGUUUGAGAGACACUGGAACACAUUUCAGCAAAUUCACUCUGAAAAACGCAAUAAGAUCGAUAAAGAAACCUUGAAUGACCUUGUGUACAUAAAUUACAAUCUCAAGUUGACGAGACAAAUGAGAUCAAAAUCUUCAGAAACAGAUCCGAUCCAAUUUGAUGACAUCGAUAUGACCUCCGAAUGGGUAGAGGAGACUGAGAACCCUAGUCCAACUCAGUGGCUUGAUAGAUUUGGUUCUGCUUUGGAUGGGAGUGAUCUGAAUACAAGACAGUUCAAUGCUGCCAUAUUUGGUGCAAGUGACCCCUUAUUUGGUUUAUGAUCUUCUUUAAUCUAAUUCCCAUAUGUACAUAGUUUCUACAGAAAUUGAUUGCAAGUUUUUCACUAGAAUGUUAGCUCUGACUGGCAAGUUACCAUCAAUGCAGCUCGAAAACAAAAACGCUGAAACGAGUAUUACCGUAUCUAAUGUUGUAUAUGUAAAUUCAAAAAUAGUUAUAAAUAUAGAGUUUCUUAGUUUUAAAA